AUGUCUGCAGCUUCGGCCGCUUCAGCACAUCCCCUUCGCCAGACCUCUUUCCCGCCAGAGGAGUCGCAAGGCCAAUACUCGCCCAACUACCGACGUUCCCCGAGUGUCGACAACAUGAGUCUAGUCAGCGGUAGCCAGGUCAGCGCUGCACCAAAGAAGAAGCGCGGCCGCAAAUCCAAGGCAGAGCGAGCAAGGGAAGCUGCUGAAGAGGCCGCAAGAGGAGGCACGCCUAGUGCUGUCAAUGGGGUUGCGCCCAGUGUCAUCAGCAAUGCUAGCGGUGCUAACAAGGCUGCCGCUGACGACGACGCUGACGCCGGAGAAGGUCCUGGCGGAUAUGAGGUGCCCGAAAACAUGGCCAGUCGCGCAGCCGCACGAAGUAAAGAGGAGAUCAAGGAGGAGGAGCGCCUUCGAGCUCUACUAAAGCAGAAGAUGGACGAUAAUCAAUUCCAUCGGUAUGAGGUUUGGCAUCAGUCCAAGAUCCAAAUUGGCAACAUUCGAAAGUAUAUCAAUUCUGUGACAUCACAAUCCGUUGCUGCCAACAUACCUCAGGCUAUGCAAGUUGUAUGCAAGCUGUUCUUGGGCGACAUGGUUGAGGAGGCUAGGAGGGUGCAGCAGGAGGAGAUUAGAGCCGGUGUGAAGCAAACCGACCUACCAGACAAUAAGGAGCACGAAGACGAGAUCAGCGAGGCAUCCAAACAUCGGCGACAGCCACCUCUGCUCCCAGAACACUUUGCAGAAGCUUACAGACGGUGGAAGAGAUCUGGGGCCACGGGAGGAUCUGGGGGAAAUACCUUGGCAUGGAGUCAACAAACGACCAAUGGAACAGAGAGGUUUGCUGCCCGAGCUGGAGGCCGCAGGAUCUUCAGGUAA
This is a messenger RNA of Pestalotiopsis fici W106-1, 870 nucleotides long. RefSeq lists its product as uncharacterized. Gene Ontology annotation, biological process: RNA polymerase II preinitiation complex assembly; transcription initiation at RNA polymerase II promoter. The transcript has 2 exons. The record is from RefSeq and is a predicted model, not a curated record. Lineage: Eukaryota; Fungi; Ascomycota; Sordariomycetes; Amphisphaeriales; Sporocadaceae. Gene Ontology annotation, cellular component: nucleus; transcription factor TFIID complex. Gene Ontology annotation, molecular function: protein heterodimerization activity; transcription coactivator activity. Bases 1 to 870 code for a protein of 289 amino acids.